ACGCAGCCAUUGUUAAAUGAAAAGAGAUAGAGAUGGUCGUGUUUCUCUUACUUUUGUCGACCAUUUUGACACACGGUUCGCGCAGUCCAUUCUCUAAGUCUUUGGUCUAUACAUAUGGCCUUUAUAGGAUUCCUAUUUUUUAAUUUUGGUUGAAAUUGACAUGUAGCCGAGUGUUUCGGUUCAGUUUCGGCAAAAGUUUUGGUCGGAUUCUACAAUCUAGUCGUUCCGAAGUGCAGAAUUAUUAAUUAAGUAGGCGUAUAAAUAGACAUAAAAAAUGUAAACUUCCUUUUCUUAUUUUUUAAAAAAUAAUAUUUCUUAUACUUCGAUAUCUUAACAGAUAUUCGAAUAAGAAAAUAAAGUUUAAGAUUCCACAAUCGCUUGUUGCUCCUUUCAUUAGUAAUUGUCAGCAUUCCCGUAUAUAUUGCUAUCGGAAGAUAUGUUAUUAACUAGCCCAAGUAGCACAGCAGCGCUUAUGAAGCACUAAAAAUAAAGCAUAUAAUAGCUAUUUUUAUCACUGUUGGGAGGUCUGAUGAAAAUAAAUAUAUAAAUGAUGGCGCUGAUAGUACAGAUACAGUCUUAGUCAUUAAGAUUUGGCAUGUGUGCAGUAUUUUAAAGAAUCUUACAUAAAAAUCCAGAAGAAGGAUUGUUUAAAUGAAUUCCUUACAUCUAGCAGAUGGUAAGUAAUAUGAUCAAUCAAGUCUAUACUGUGAAAGGAAAUAGCUUUACAAAAGGUAAAUGCUUACAGAAAUUCAGUAGUGCGUCAGCAGAAUGUCUAUAAUAUGUAUAUCGCACAGUGUCGUCGAUGGGGAGACCAUAUUAUAUCAAUUCUUCUCUGAGAAAACUUUUUAUUUUAGGUUCCGAGAAACCAGCGGAAGUGAAAGGUCGAGCGCGAUUAUACAGCAUGGUGUUUUGCCCUUUCGUUAUGAGAAUACACCAUGUGCUUAGUCUGAAGCAGAUUCCAUAUGAUAUUGUCAAUAUCAAUUUACAGAAAAAGCCGCAGUGGUUUCUCCAACUUAAUCCAGUUGGCAAGGUACCGGUUUAUAUAGAUUCGGACGGUACAGUAGUAACGGAAUCUGUCACAGUGGCGAACUAUCUGGACGAGAAAUAUCCUGAGCCUCCUCUAUACAAUGAUGAAACAAAAAGUCGUGAUUUGGAAUUGAUAGAUCAUUUAUCCAAGAUUAUAGAUAUUAUUACGAAUGUCGUAUAUGAGAAGGAUAAGAGAGAGUUCGAAGAGAUUCUCAUCGAGAUAAUGGAUAACUUACAAAAAUACGAAAAUGAGUUUGAUAUACGCAAGAUGACCUUUUUCGGAGGGAGCAAUCCGGGUAUGUUAGAUAUUCUAAUGUGGCCUUGGUUUGAUAUUGGAAUGGCUCUGACUCUACUUCACAAACAGCAUGCUAGUGUUGAGAGACACAAGAAGAGAUUUCCUCAUAUGAUGAAAUGGGUAGAAGGAAUGAAAAUCCAGCCGUUUGUUCUAAAAUACAGAAGCUCGUAUACAAAAUUAGCAAAAUUCUUAGAAGCUCUAAGAGCGAAAAAUGUUGAUUACGAUAAUAUUUAAACGUGUUUUGAAGUUAUUAUCUUGUUUCUAUAAAUAAGUUUAUAUCAAAAGAGGUC
Mycetomoellerius zeteki is the source of this 1611-nucleotide messenger RNA. RefSeq names its product pyrimidodiazepine synthase. Gene Ontology annotation, cellular component: cytoplasm. The record is from RefSeq and is a predicted model, not a curated record. Bases 803 to 1555 code for a protein of 250 amino acids. Gene Ontology annotation, biological process: glutathione metabolic process. The transcript has 5 exons. Gene Ontology annotation, molecular function: glutathione dehydrogenase (ascorbate) activity; glutathione transferase activity. Lineage: Eukaryota; Metazoa; Arthropoda; Insecta; Hymenoptera; Formicidae.